UAUUUCGCUCAGCUCAUUCAUGAUCCAAGUCAUAAACCUGAUGGAACGUCCCCGGAUCUUUCUUUUCAUUUUACGAUUACUGCAAACUCACCAAACAAGUAAUGUAGGACUAUUAGAAUUGUUUUCAAGAAGCAUUGUAAGUUGUGAAAUUUCAUCGAAGUCAACAAGUGAAACGAAUUAUGGAUUUCAAAGCAUACUGGCUUCUCACAAAGUUCAUCGCUCCGCUAGCCUUGACUAUUGUUGCAGUUGACCUCUCGGACCAGGUUUUGAAUCGAGGAUUAUCGUCAGCGAAGAAUGCCACCGAGAUGCUUGCCAUAUUUGGUAUAGCGUAUACACUCACACAAUUUGCCUCAGGACCUUUUCAAGAAUUCAAAAACGUUUCCUUGGUGCUGGUGCACAACAAGAAGGAAGCAAGGAUUGGGUUGAUAACGCUGUUCCUACUCUCUGCAAUUGUCAUCACACUCGCGUUAUUAAUUGCGUAUACCGACUUUGGGUAUUUUAUAACUCAUACGCUAUUCCGCUUAGAUGAGGAUGUGGGCCAAGCUACAAGAAAGGCUGUACUGAUGCUGAGUUUCAUCCCACUUUUUCAUGGAAUGUCCUGGUAUGUAGCAGGUUACCUUUUGCAGCUAAAACACACCACCCUUGUUGGGUCCGCAUCUGUGAUGGAUGUUGCUGUUCAGAUAGGCACUGUGUUUGGGUUACUAAAAAUGGAUAUAGCAAACACAAGACCAGUGUUAGUUCCAGUCAUUGCUGUCUACACUGGCAUCUUGACUCGGUUCAGUAUACUUUUCAUUGGAUUCCUCAUUCACAGAACAGUGAGAAGGACGAACGAAACCCAAACAAACGAAAGCAGUUUGAGUAUUCUACGAGUGCUCAUGUUCUGGUGGCCACUUGCAAUUGUCCAAGCUGUCCAGAAAAUCAGCCGACCGAUGAUCAACCUGUUUGUAGCCAGAGACCUCGGAGGCUCAGAUGAAGCUGUUCAGGCCAUAGCCGUACUAACCCUAGUGUACCCAACAGGUAGAAUUCCAUAUGGUUGGUUAAAUGAGCUGAAAUCUCUUCAGCCAGCCUUUUUGAAGAACAAUCAGGGCACUCUUGUACACAGAAGACAUAUAAGGAAUUUUGAUAUAUGCUGUCUCUCAAUUGUAUUAAUGAUUAGCUUCAGCUUAUUUUGGAUUCCAGGAAUUGUCACAAGUUUCUACACUAACAGUUUAGAUUUAUCGAUGGAGGUUGCACUUAUGUGUGUUGUACCAUUGAAAAUCUUCUCUGUUUUUCCAUUAUUCACUGGGUGGCGUUCCCACAACACGUCUUGGUUGCUCAUGAUGAAGAAAACUGCUGCCCUGUUCCCCAGUGCUGUUAUAAGAAUGGUUUUCCUAAUCAUUGUUUUGAUUGUCUUUCCAAAGAUGGGACUCCAUGGUGCUCCAUUAGGCGUUGCAGCACUACUUGCUGGAUUUGUUGUAGAAACUAUAUCGGUUCAAAUAGCAUCAUUUAUCACAGAAUACAGAAUGAAAAGAAACCAGCCAGCUAUGGUAACAUGUGAACCAACUGAAAAUGCAGAGUCUAGUAAUGAUGGAGAACUGAAGACAUCACCUCUUUUAAAUGGGGACACAGUUUACCGAGAAGAUGACGUACAAAUUGAGGAAGGAGAAGGUGAUGAAUUAAUUGAAAUGGAUUCAAACUUAUAGCAUAUUAUAUCACCUCUGUUGUAGUGAUAUUGCAAUAUUUGGCUUCCAAAAUAAUGAUAAAGUAUUUUGUAUAUACACAUAUUGUUUUAUAAAGUGUUUCACAAUAUAUUGUAAUUGUUUGUAAAACCUUUGAAUAUAUUUUAUACUUGCAAUCAGAAAAUCUG
Messenger RNA from Anneissia japonica, 1846 nucleotides. RefSeq names its product progressive ankylosis protein homolog B-like. Gene Ontology annotation, cellular component: membrane. Gene Ontology annotation, molecular function: phosphate transmembrane transporter activity. The coding region runs from base 180 to 1682 and encodes 500 amino acids. The record is from RefSeq and is a predicted model, not a curated record. NCBI's taxonomy places the organism in Eukaryota, Metazoa, Echinodermata, Crinoidea, Comatulida, Comatulidae. Gene Ontology annotation, biological process: phosphate ion transmembrane transport. The transcript is spliced from 12 exons.